Chanos chanos (milkfish) is the source of this 3239-nucleotide messenger RNA. It is a transcript of the gene kdm1a, whose product is annotated as lysine (K)-specific demethylase 1a. The record is from RefSeq and is a predicted model, not a curated record. The coding region runs from base 18 to 2519 and encodes 833 amino acids. Lineage: Eukaryota; Metazoa; Chordata; Actinopteri; Gonorynchiformes; Chanidae. Gene Ontology annotation, biological process: chromatin remodeling; regulation of DNA-templated transcription. Gene Ontology annotation, cellular component: nucleus. Gene Ontology annotation, molecular function: flavin adenine dinucleotide binding; oxidoreductase activity; chromatin binding. The transcript is spliced from 20 exons.
UGCAGUUUUCAUCCGUUAUGUUGUCAAGUAAAAAGUCAGACCCUGGUUCCUCUUCAUCCUCAUCAUCUUCCUCAUCUGGAGGAGCUACAGGCGAGCGGGCUCCGGAGGCCCCUGCUGUUUCCCAGGCUGGGUCAGCAGCCUCUGCUCCGGGAUCCUCUGAUGUGAAGAAGAAGGAGAGAGCCUCACCAAGUGGGGAACCCGGGGGCCCCCCUCUCCCGCACCCCCCUGGCCCUGGUGGAGUGGACCAAGACUCCGCCCAGGAGCGCAGGACCAGCCGCCGCAAGAGAGCAAAAGUGGAGUACCGUGAAAUGGACGAGAGCCUGGCUAAUCUGUCAGAGGAUGAGUACUACUCCGAAGAAGAGAGGAACGCCAAGGCUGAGAAGGAACGCAAGCAGGUGAUCCCUCCUCCUGCUCCGCCAGUGGAAGAGGAGAACGAUAGCGAACCAGAGGAACCUUCAGGUGUAGAGGGCGCAGCCUUUCAGAGCCGCCUACCACAUGACCGCAUGACCUCCCAGGAGGCCGCAUGUUUCCCUGACAUCAUCAGUGGCCCUCAGCAGACACAGAAAGUCUUCCUCUACAUCCGCAACCGCACACUUCAACUCUGGCUAGACAACCCCAAGAUACAGUUGACCUUUGAAGCUACAUUACAACAGCUUGAAGCUCCUUACAACAGUGAUGCCGUACUAGUCCACAGGAUACACAGCUAUUUGGAGAGACAUGGUCUCAUCAAUUUUGGUAUCUACAAGAGAGUAAAACCCCUACCAACGAAAAAGACAGGGAAGGUGAUUGUAAUUGGUGGCGGUGUGUCUGGGCUUGCAGCGGCUCGGCAGCUUCAGAGUUUUGGGAUGGAUGUGACAGUCCUGGAGGCCAGGGAUCGCGUUGGGGGAAGAGUGGCCACCUUCCGCAAAGGGAACUAUGUCGCUGAUUUGGGAGCGAUGGUGGUGACUGGUCUGGGUGGCAAUCCCAUGGCUGUGAUCAGCAAGCAGGUGAACAUGGAACUGGCUAAAAUCAAACAGAAGUGUCCGCUCUAUGAGGCAAACGGCCAAGCUGGAGAAAGAUGCACAAGUGUGCCCAAGGAGAAGGACGAGAUGGUGGAGCAGGAGUUUAACCGACUACUGGAGGCCACAUCCUACCUCAGCCACCAGCUGGACUUCAACUUCCUCAACAGCAAACCUGUGUCCCUGGGUCAAGCCUUGGAAGUGGUCAUACAGUUGCAAGAGAAGCAUGUUAAAGAUGAACAGAUAGAGCACUGGAAAAAGAUCGUGAAAACCCAGGAGGAACUUAAAGAACUUCUCAACAAGAUGGUAGCGACUAAAGAGAAGGUGAAGGAACUGCACCAGCAGUAUAAGGAGGCCAGUGAGGUGAAGCCACCCAGAGACAUCACUGCUGAGUUCCUGGUGAAGAGCAAACAUCGUGACCUGACAGCACUUUGCAAGGAGUAUGAUGAAUUGACAGAGAUGCAGGUUAAACUUGAGGAAAGGCUGCAGGAGCUUGAGGCAAACCCACCCAGUGAUGUAUACUUGUCAUCACGAGACCGACAGAUUCUUGACUGGCACUUUGCCAACCUGGAGUUUGCCAAUGCUACCCCUCUUUCCACCCUCUCUCUGAAGCAUUGGGAUCAGGAUGAUGAUUUUGAAUUCACUGGCAGUCACCUCACGGUACGUAACGGCUACUCCUGCGUGCCUGUUGCGCUGGCUGAAGGUCUGGACAUCAAACUGAACACAGCCGUCCGACAGGUCCGCUACACAGCCUCAGGUUGUGAGGUGAUUGCAGUGAACACACGCUCCACCACUCAGACGUUCAUCUAUAAAUGUGAUGCUGUGUUGUGCACACUGCCGCUGGGCGUCAUGAAACAGCAGCCUCCUGCAGUGCAGUUUGUGCCACCUUUGCCUGAAUGGAAGACUGCUGCCAUUCAGAGGAUGGGUUUUGGAAACCUCAACAAGGUGGUGCUGUGUUUUGACCGAGUAUUUUGGGACCCCAGUGUGAACCUCUUUGGGCAUGUUGGUAGUACCACCGCCAGCCGAGGAGAGCUUUUCCUGUUCUGGAACCUGUACAAAGCCCCUAUUCUUCUAGCCCUGAUGGCAGGAGAGGCUGCAGGCAUAAUGGAGAACAUCAGUGAUGAUGUGAUCGUAGGCCGGUGCCUGGCCAUCCUUAAAGGCAUCUUUGGAAGCAGCGCAGUGCCUCAGCCCAAGGAAACGGUGGUGACGCGUUGGCGUGCUGACCCCUGGGCUCGUGGCUCCUACUCUUACGUGGCGGCUGGUUCCUCUGGCAAUGAUUAUGACCUCAUGGCCCAGCCCAUCACCCCUGGCCCAGCCAUUCCUGGAGCCUCCCAGCCUGUCCCUCGACUGUUCUUUGCUGGGGAACACACCAUCAGGAACUACCCAGCCACUGUGCAUGGGGCCCUGCUGAGCGGCCUUAGAGAGGCUGGACGCAUUGCUGACCAGUUCCUGGGUGCCAUGUACACCCUCCCGCGGCAGGCAACGCCCAAUGCCAACCCACAGCCUUCCCCAAGCAUCUGAGACAAGCAGACCUCCAACAUUGACCAACUGAUGACUCCUCACUGAGAGAGUGAAAAUGAGUGUGUGUGUGUGUGUGUUUGAGGCUCUGUUAUCCCUUUCACAACCUCCACAGUCAAACCGAGACAAUUGUGACUUCUAAGACCGGGAAUGCUUGGGUGAGUGUGUGUGUGUGUUUGUGUAUGUCUGGGUGUGUUGGGAAAAUAGUUUGCGUUCAGGCAGGUACAUGCUUCCAGUUAUUUCCAUUCACUGAGGCUAAUCUCUGGAUGUGAAUCAGGAAUGCAAAGGGAACUGUGAUGUGGGGCUUAAACCCUCUUGCUCUCCUGUGUCUGGCUGAGUCACUGCUGUUACUUCAGUACUAUGAAAUCACGUCGAUCCAAGUCAGAAGUGUCGUGUGUGUAUGAAAACACCAGCAGAUCAGCUGCACUUGCUACUCAUUUAUUUACUACUUCAAGCAGUGGCCUUUGUGUGCUGUAGCAUUAAAAACAUAGUGUAAUAACAUAAUGACUGGCUGAGCCUGACCUUUGUCUGACACACAGGUUUUGUGUCACAACAGUGUAAUAAAAGAGAUUACAAACUUUUCAAAAUUCAAACUGAUACAUAAACCAAACCUUUUUUUCAAGCCCAGUUCCACUCCAUGGACUCGAGUUUUGUGUUAGUUUGUUUGAUAUGAUGCUAGCUGCUGUCCUGCUGUGUAGGUCUUACUGCUUAUGCUCAUAUAGA